Cydia splendana is the source of this 1220-nucleotide messenger RNA. RefSeq names its product serine/threonine-protein kinase 10-like. Gene Ontology annotation, biological process: protein phosphorylation. Bases 510 to 1205 code for a protein of 231 amino acids. Gene Ontology annotation, molecular function: protein kinase activity; ATP binding. The transcript has 5 exons. Lineage: Eukaryota; Metazoa; Arthropoda; Insecta; Lepidoptera; Tortricidae. The record is from RefSeq and is a predicted model, not a curated record.
CUAUCAUAUUUAGUACUUUGCGAUUAAAUUAUCAUUAUUUGUGCAGGGAAAACAUAGAGAUAACGUUAAUUAUAUCAUUACUUGGCGGGUAUUAAUUUAGUGCGUGCCGGAAACGGCGUUCUUUAGUUCAGUAGGUGAAUCGGUGGAACAGGUUUUUUGUCGCUCUCGAGGACGCAAGACUCGCUAGGCGAGGCCGGGUCGUCAUUUUACAUGAAUGGUUCAUUCUGGCAGCGGCCGCUCCUCCGUCCGUUUGCUUAAACUAUAUUUGCGAAGCUAACAUCGGUGGUAAACGUGUGGUUAAUUCAAUUAGUUGUGAAGCGUCCUCUACGGAUUUCUCCGCGUAUAAUGCUGUGUUUGUGUGCAAUUUCACCUUUGGAUUGCAGUGUUGUGUGUGAUUUGACUACAAAUUCGCUUUCUGGAUGAUUACCUUCACAUUCUCUAAGAGGAGCGCGCGCGCUUCUACACGAUGAGUACAGGCGGUUGAGGCGGCCGCGCGCGCCACUACAGACAUGUCGUUCUUUAAUAACCUUAAGAAGGUGCUCCACCUCGGCGGCGGCAAUGACGCGAAGAAGAAGAAGGUGUUCAACAACAUCCGCGACAACAGCGACCCCACCGAGAUCUGGGACAUGGUGGGCGAGCUCGGCGAUGGCGCGUUUGGAAAGGUGUACAAAGCGCAACACAAGACCACCGGCCAGCUCGCCGCCGCCAAGAUGUGCGUACUCGACAAUGAGGACGACCUCGCCGACUUCACCGUCGAGAUCGACAUCCUCAGCGAGUGCAGGCAUCCCAACGUGGUGGAGCUGCACGAGGCGUACUUCAUCGAGAACAAACUGUGGAUGCUGCUAGAAUACUGCGACGGCGGCGCCCUCGACUCCGUAAUGUCAGAGCUCGAGAAAGGCCUCAGCGAGAAGCAGAUAGCCUACGUGUGCCGCGAGAUGACGCGCGGCCUCGAGUUCCUACACUCGCGGCGCGUCAUCCACCGCGACCUGAAGGCCGGCAACGUGCUCGCCACCAUGCAGGGCGGCGUCAAGCUGGGUAACACACUACUACAUGUUCUAGCUGUAGGGCCUCAGAGAGCAGAUAGCCUACGUGUGUCGCGAGAUGACGCGCGGCCUCGAGUUCCUACACUCGCGGCGCGUCAUCCACCGCGACCUGAAGGCCGGCAACGUGCUCGCCACCAUGCAGGGCGGCGUCAAGCUGGGUAACACACUACUACAUGU